Molecule: messenger RNA, 831 nt
Organism: Papaver somniferum (opium poppy)
Lineage: Eukaryota; Viridiplantae; Streptophyta; Magnoliopsida; Ranunculales; Papaveraceae
Product: vicilin-like seed storage protein At2g18540
Exons: 1
Coding region: 1-831 (276 amino acids)
Source: RefSeq, a predicted model, not a curated record
AUGGAACGGUCCGGAACAUCAGCUGUAGGAGGCAGACGAGAAGAGAACCAGCGGCAAACGGAGGAAGAUGGCCUCAGGGAAGGUUCAGUGCACACAUCCGAUACAUACACCGUUGUCGAGGAGGAGAUUCCUUGCGAGGAGAUCGAAGAGAAUAUCGGAGAAGAAAACAUGACGUUGGACCAGCUAAGGGAGACGCUCCAUCGUGAACGAGAACGGGACCGAGACUUGGCGGAACAACAGGUGCAGUUGGAAAGGCAUAAUGCUAGGUUGAGGCAAAAAAAACGGCAACUUAACGAAAACGUGGAGAUGAAUGCCAUAGAUUCGGAAGGAAACACUGUAUCUUCGGAGGAAGAUGAACUGCGGCAUGACCACGAGGAAGAUGAAGGAGGGAGAAGAAGAAGACGACGAAUGAAUGAAGACGAAGAAAGAGACUUGAGAAGAGCACUGGAGAUCUCACAAUGGGAAGAUCAGAGGCGGAGACAUGAGGAGGAACAGAGGCAGGAGGACGAACUGCAAUGUCGAUCGAACCUUAUCAGAGACGAGGAGGAAAGGCGACGACCAGGCGAAGGGAGGCUUAGCGUGAUGAGAGGCCGUCACCAUGAGGAGGAUGGAGGAAACUUGAACCAAGAAGUCCUGAACGAGUUGAGAGACAUGAGGGCUUUAUUAAUAACUCACAAAGAGGUGGAAGAAUACAGUUAUCAGAAGCAAUAUAGGAAGCAAAUAAAUCGCCAUUCACCUAUGAGAUCAUGCAUACGGACAUCCCGGAGAAAUGCGUAUUACCAACGCUUGCAAGCAUAUUCAGUGGAUCGGAAAGUGCAGUGCAAAAAUUGA